Molecule: messenger RNA, 2236 nt
Organism: Drosophila navojoa
Lineage: Eukaryota; Metazoa; Arthropoda; Insecta; Diptera; Drosophilidae
Gene: sff
Product: BRSK family serine/threonine-protein kinase sugar-free frosting
Biological process (GO): protein phosphorylation; intracellular signal transduction
Cellular component (GO): cytoplasm
Molecular function (GO): ATP binding; protein serine/threonine kinase activity
Source: RefSeq, a predicted model, not a curated record
AUGGCAGCAGUCUUGGCGUCGUCCUCCAACCAGACUCCGGUUAUACUGCUCACCGAAGAUCUGCGUUACGAUCAAAAGUGCAUCUGCAGUUUUGCUCCGGUGAAGAUUAUCUUAGAGAAUUUUUACAAUUUUGCUGUGUUAUUGUAUUUUUCAUUCCACUGCUGCCACAAGGGAGAGAAGUACGAUGGGCGCAAGGCGGAUGUUUGGUCAUGUGGAGUAAUUCUGUAUGCUCUGCUGGUGGGAGCAUUACCCUUCGACGAUGACAACUUGCGUCAAUUGCUUGAAAAAGUAAAACGGGGUGUGUUUCAUAUUCCACACUUUGUUCCACCCGAUUGUCAAAGUUUACUUCGUGGUAUGAUUGAGGUUAAUCCAGAUAGACGACUAACGUUAACCGAAAUAAAUCGUCAUGCCUGGGUUACGGCUGGUGGUAAAGGUGAGUUGGAGCUGGAAUUGCCCAUGAUGGAGGUGGUGCAAACACAUGUUAUACCUACUGCCACUGCUGUAGAUCCUGAUGUUUUAAAUGCUAUAUGCUCCCUGGGAUGCUUUAAGGAAAAGGACAAGCUCUUACAAGAACUUCUAAGCGCCAGCCAUAAUACCGAGAAGGUCAUUUAUUUUCUUCUCCUUGAACGAAAGCGACGCCGGCCGGCCCUUGAAGAUGAUGAAGAAAUAACACAAAAACCACGCAAUGAACUGGAUACAGUGGAUCCACCCCGGAAACGAUUAGAUAAAUGUCGUAUUAAUGGCACAAAUGCGCCUAGCUAUGGUCAGAUUUCUGAGGGCUCUCCACUUACGCCCCGACGACAGGCCUUUAAUUUUAGAUCGUACAGUAGUACACGUAAUCAUCAAAGACGCUCUCCUACAACGUCAGUGCGCAGCUCAUCAUACCACAGUCCAACUCGUUGUAACUCACCAAUAAGCUUAACUCAGCAACAAGCUAGUGCUAUAUCGCGGCCUACCUCUCCUGCUGCUGGUUCACGUCAUUCAACUUAUAGUGAUAGGGAUCGUUCUGGAUCGGGGCAUCAUACGGCGGUCAGCCGGACCCCGUCCCAUAAUUCACAGAAAAGCAUUGAGGGAGAUGUCAUAGUCGUUAGAGAGCCGCACUUGGAGCACCGUGAUUCAACACGUCAUGCUCAAGAACGUAGAGGUAGUGGUAGCGGUUCUCCUCGGGACCGUAGUGAAUGUGUGCAAUUACCUAGCAGCCCGGGUGGUGAUUCGUGUGGGAAUUCCGCUGCAGCCUCACCUACCGUGCAUAAUCGGACAAAUUCUGGCCCGAAAAUUUCUAUUGUUGUGAAUCCAAGUGUUCUACCGUUGACCAAUAAUAGCAAUCCAGGCGUCCCUGGUUCACCCUGCAAUAUGCCAGGAGGACAACUGUGGAAAACAAGACUUACCAAUAUAAAAAACAGUUUUCUUGGCAGUCCGCGUUUUCAUCGAAGGAAAAUGCAGGUCUCCGCUGACGAGGUACACUUAACACCGGAAUCAUCACCAGAGCUUACUAAACGUUCUUGGUUUGGUAACUUAAUAACUACUGAGAAAGAUGAGACAUUUACCAUAUUGGUAAAGGGCAAACCUAUAGCCACAGUCAAGGCACACUUGAUACAUGCAUUUUUAUCCAUGGCAGAGUUAUCUCAUAGUGUAGUCUCCCCCACAUCAUUCCGUGUGGAGUACAAGCGCAACGGCAAUAGCUCCGUUAUGUUUCAAAGGCAUGUUAAAUUUCAGGUUGACAUCAGUCCCAUAUGCAAGCAAGGCGAUAUAGCGGAUAUGCUAUUCGCUCUAACAUUUACACUGCUAUCAGGUAACAUACGGCGCUUUCGGCGUAUUUGUGAACACAUACAAUCCCAGGUCUGCUCAAAACGUUUUCCGGGCCCAAGCAGUCCACCAACAGUAGCUUCAGUCACGCAAGCGGUCUCAGAAAGUUCAUCAUGUGGGUCAGUGUCAAGCGAACGCUUGUCCUAUAAGCGGCAGGUAAUUGAAAAUGACAUGGAAAACGAUUCCAUAUUUUCUUAUAAAUCUGGAAGUGGACGCCGGGCAUCCACGACAAAUAACAACAAUCCCAAUCCGGUGGAUAUUACAGGCAGUCCCAUUGCAGUUCGAUCUAAUUCUGAAACAGCUGAGCAUGACCGCAACCGUAAAAUUCAGGGUGAUCAACAGACAACAACGAUGUCCGGGAGUGCAAUCGCAUGAGAAUUAUUUCUCUGAUUUAGUUGCUUAUUUUCCAAUUAUCAUUUUUAUUUAUUCG